This is a messenger RNA of Ixodes scapularis (black-legged tick), 2372 nucleotides long. RefSeq lists its product as uncharacterized. Bases 1 to 2133 code for a protein of 710 amino acids. Lineage: Eukaryota; Metazoa; Arthropoda; Arachnida; Ixodida; Ixodidae. The record is from RefSeq and is a predicted model, not a curated record. The transcript has a single exon.
AUGUUACUGAUGCAUCGCCAAAGCUCCGAGCUUCGAAAGAAAAACUCCGAUCUAGCCCGGAAGUACCGAACCUUGCAAAGGCUCCAUGAUGAAGCCAAAUCAAGACUGCGAAGUCUCACAAAAAAACUGACAUCAGCUCAGAAAGAAAUAAGUGCUUUGAAAAGUUCAAGAUUUCUGAACACAGACCAAACAAAGGCUUUGACUGUGAAAUCAAUGAAGGGAAAUAAGUGGUCAGAGAAGACUAUUCGAGUUGCCCUUCAAAUCAAGCACGCAUGCGGUACAUCAGGGUAUGAACUGCUGAGGUCCCUGUCAUAUCCGCUACCCUCGAACAGAACGUUGAUUCGGAGACUCCAACACAUUAAGUUUCUGCCUGGGGCUCUUGACGAAGUUUUUGAAGUGCUAAAGCGGAAAGUGCAGACUAUGGAAGACAUAGAGAAAGAAUGUGUUCUCUUUAUGGAUGAGAUGGAGAUUAGUCAGGGAUUUGACCACGACAGUUCGCUGGAUCGUAUUUUUGGAAGCACCACACUCCCAAAAUCCCGUGUGAAUGUUGCGAACCAUGCCCUUGUGUUUAUGGUUGGGGGAUUAAACACGCGGUGGAAGCAAGUGAUUGCAUACCACUUCACUGGACGAUCAACUGACGAAAGUGCUUUGAAGGAGCUUGUCUUUCAUCUCAUUGAACUAUGUUUCAACAUCUCUCUCAAGGUGCUCAUAGUUACAAGUGACAUGGGAUCAGCAAACCGUGCUGUGUGGCGUCUGCUCAACUUUUCAAAUCACAGGCACUCUGAGACCGUGUGUUCUGUCCCACACCCCCACCUCGACGGGAGACAGCUCUAUUUCAUGGCUGAUCCAGCGCAUGUUUUAAAAAAUAUUCGUGCCCAACUGCUUCGUUCAGAGACCUUUACUUUAGGAGAAGAGACUCUGAGAGAGCACAACCUCCCAGGAGGGACCGUGGACAUCCACCAUGUUGAAGCUGUUCUUGCAUACGAUGCACACAAUGAACUCAAAAUCGCCAACAGGCUUUCUGGCAUUCACGUCAGCAAUGGACAUUUCACAAAAAUGAAAGUGAGCAUUGCUGUGCAAUUGUUCCGUGAGGCUCCUUCCGCAAUCCGCUACCUAAUUCAGCAAAAAGUCUUGCCGCCUGAAGCUGAGGCAACAGCCUGGUUCUUUGAUUUAGUGACUAGGUGGUACACCUUGAUGUCGUCACGUCACCCAAUGGUCGCUCUGAGUCAUUUUGAUGCUGUAAAGCACACGGAAGCACUCGGGACUUUGGACCUGGCAAUCACCACCUUCUGUCGGAUGGACAUGGGAGCAACAGCUCAUUGGAAACCGUCGCAGGCCGGGCUUCUUGUUUCAACCACUGUCAUUCUGCGCCUGUCUGACGAACUUCUGAACAGGCACAACUACAAGUACCUUCUCACGGGCAGGUUGAGCCAGGACUGCCUUGAGAAUAUUUUCUCUGUGCUGCGACUCAGAAAACCCGUGCCAAGUGCAUAUGACAUUAAGUGUGCUUUGAAGUUGAUCUGUGUCAGUCAGUUUCUCUUCACCCCGACAUCUUCCAGCUACAAUGUUGAUGACAGCAUGCACCUGGCUGACCUCCUUGAUCCAGCCCUCAAGAAGCAGGUGCAAGAUGUCAACCAAGAGUCUGAAGAGCUGGAGAACCUGUUCGUGUGUGAACUAACUGCAGUCGAGUGCGACCUGGGAGGUUUUAUUCUUAGGUUUCUCAAGAAGUUUAUUGGCAACUGUGAGGACUGCGAAGGUGUCCUAGUGUCGGAUGGUAAUGAUACGCACAGCAGUUUGAUUCAUUUGAAAGAGUAUGUCAAGGGUGCUGGGAACCUUGUCUACCCCAGCCAAGCUGUGAUGAGUGUCCUGAUAGAGUGCGAAGAGAACAUCAAGGCUUUUACCCAACUAGACGCCAUCUUGACGCUCAAGGCUCCAUUUGCCACUAUUCUGGAGUUCCUGCGCAAAUCUGUAACAUUAGAGUUAGGGUGCUGUGACAUACACAAAGCUUGUGUGGAGAAGAUUCUUCUUGAAAAGUAUGUCAGAACAAGAAUCAGGAUUCACCUGCGACAGCAGUACGCACAGGAAGUAAACGGAGCGUCGAGCAAGACAUGUGCUGCGGCAAACUUGAAUUAACCGCUGAAUGGUGUGUUUUAUCACGAAGAGUACUUCUCAAUUCAGUGAUAUUGUGAUUUAUUGGCACAUGUUGUCACCAGUGAGUGAUGAAUUUGCUUUCUUGUAAAUAUUAUUUGGUCUUUUGCCUAUACUCUUAUAUUAUGCUCUUAUUAUUGUCUGCUGUCCUACUUCAGAACAUGUGUGUCACGUGAUUUGUGCCCUGCACGUCUUCCUAAGUAUUAAAUGUUCAGUAAGUUUCA